UCGUGUAGUGACCACGCGUUUGUUUUAAUUUUAUUUUGUUAAACUUCUUAAUGAACUAGUGAAAAUGAUGCUUAAGUUCAAAGUGAUAUUAUUAAUUUUUUUAAUGACGUCGAGUUACGCUGAAAAUGAAGCAUACGUUGAUACUGAAGGGGAAUAUGAAACAAUUGAUGACAGUCUUUUUUCGGAGUCAAAAAAGAGCAGUUCCAGAAACGGACGGCUGUUUUUCCCAUAUCAACAUUCUAUAGCAGAUUCUAUAUUCGAGGCAUUUGGCAAAAACGGCAUAAAUAAAAAUACGGCUGACUAUUUCGCAUUUUUGAGAGAUUCCUACGAUUUGCCUGACGGUUUGAAGUCACCUCUACUCGAAUAUGACUUCGUUAUCAUAGGCGCAGGUUCAGCUGGAAGUGUUUUAGCUUCAAGACUUAGUGAAAACAGAAACACUACAAUUCUAUUACUGGAGGCGGGAAAACCUGAGAUGCUGCUCACCGACGUACCAGCACUCGCCCCGUACUUCCAGGCAACAGAUUAUACAUGGCAAUAUUAUAUGGAGCCACAGCCCGGUGUAUGUAUGGGUAUGAUAAACGAACGGUGCUUUUGGCCCCGUGGAAAAGCUGUGGGUGGUACUAGCGUCAUAAAUUAUAUGAUUUACACAAGAGGUAGACCUCAAGAGUGGGAUCGAAUAGCUGCUGAUGGAAACUAUGGAUGGUCCUACAAUGACGUAUUAAAUUACUACAAGAAAUCUGAAAAGGCUGAUCUCGAUGGCUAUGAAAAGAACCCCAACAGGAACCGUAAUGGCAUUCUACCCGUACGAUUCGUCCCAAAAAGAACAAAAUUAAUAAAGGCAUUUCUGCAAGCUGGUGAAAUCCUGGGACACCCAACCAUAGAUUAUAACUCACCUGACCAACUUGGAUUUGGUCAUGUACAAGUAACAAUAGAAGCAGGUCACCGCGCUAGUACUGCAAAAGUUUUCUUGCACAAACAAAAGAAAAGACGUAACCUACAUAUUCUACCUGAAGCCACAGCCACAAAAGUAAUAAUCGAUCCACAGAGCAAAGUGGCAUAUGGAGUUGAAUUUUCAAGAAAUGGUCGUCAAUAUUUAGUAAGGGCACGCAAAGAAGUAAUUUUGUCUGCAGGACCGAUAGCCUCCCCACAACUUCUAAUGCUUUCCGGUGUUGGACCUAAGAAUCACUUAAUUUCAAAAGGUAUACACGUUAUUGAAGAUCUUCCAGUAGGAAAAACGCUUUACGAUCAUAUAUGCUUUCCAGGAACAAUAUUCACUCUUAAUGUAACAAAUGUAAGUGUCCGCGAAAGUGCAGCAACAACUCUAAGUUCCAUCGUCUCUUGGUUACGAGACGGCGACAAUGACUUGGCAACUCCUGGUGGAGUAGAAGGUAUAGGAUACAUUAAAACACCAGUUUCUGAUGAUCCAGAUGAAAUUCCUGAUAUAGAACUAAUAUCAAUAGGAGGAUCUUUCGUUGCUGAUGGUGGUCCGACCGGGAGUAAAGCUGUAAGAAAAGGUAUGAGAAUAAGAAACCAAGUUUUCGACCAGGCCUUUGGACCUAUAGAUGAUACAGAUACUUGGAGCGCAUUUCCAAUGUUACUGCAUCCAAAAUCAGUAGGUUAUAUAGAAUUAAAGGAUAGAAAUCCAUUUAGCCACCCUAAAAUGGUUGGAAAUUAUCUGACUGAGCCGAGUGAUGUAGCUACAUUUGUGGCUGCAAUUCGACAUAUACAAAAAAUAGCCGCAACGGAGCCAUUUCAAAAAUUCGGAGCGCGUAUAUACCCAGCUGACUAUUUGCCGUGUCGUUCAUACCAAUUCGAUUCAGAUGCUUAUUGGGAGUGUGCAGUACGAAUGUUGACUGCUACACUACACCAUCAAAUAGCAACAUGUCGGAUGGGUCCGGCCGGGGACCCCCAGGCUGUAGUCGAUCCCGAAUUACGAGUAUACGGCAUCAGUAGAUUGCGAGUGGUCGACUCCAGUGUCAUACCGCGCACAGUCUCUGUGCACACUAAUGCACCAGCAAUAAUGAUUGGAGAAAAAGCUGCUGAUAUGAUAAAAACUACUUGGAGUAUUUAAACUUAAAUUUUAUGUCCUGCGUUAUAGCUAUUUCUAUCGUCAGCAAAAUGUUUGCGGUUGUGUUCCUGAUCGAAGGCUAGAUAUGGCACUAAAAUAUAAAAGUCCAUACUCUACUAAGGAGGUUAUGCCUCUAAGGGCAUUAUAAUUUCCUGGAAAGUCAACGCAUAGCAAAAACAUCGCGAGAAUCACAAUGUAUUUUUCAUAUUUGUAGAGAUGAUCAUGUACAUAAGUCAGUAAAAGAAAAACCAAUUGGGUUAUUUAUUUAGCACAAUAUAUUAAAGGACAAUUAGUAAUUAAGGUGAUUAGUCAUUCAAAAAUAUGAUUCAAUCAUAUUUACUAUGUAGCGACAAAAAUUUAAGGAGAUAAAAAUGUAAAUAUGAGUAAUGUAUAAAAAAUGUUUUAUUUCACAAUAAAAUCACAA
Achroia grisella is the source of this 2492-nucleotide messenger RNA. Its product is annotated as glucose dehydrogenase [FAD, quinone]-like. Lineage: Eukaryota; Metazoa; Arthropoda; Insecta; Lepidoptera; Pyralidae. The record is from RefSeq and is a predicted model, not a curated record. Gene Ontology annotation, molecular function: flavin adenine dinucleotide binding; oxidoreductase activity, acting on CH-OH group of donors. The coding region runs from base 65 to 2071 and encodes 668 amino acids. The transcript is spliced from 5 exons.